ACGCCCUUUAUGCAAAUCUUCGCGCGGCGAUUGGCGGGGGCGGGGCCGGGCUCCGCGGCCGGGCUAUAAGAGCGGGGGAACAAUGCGCCCGCGGUCCCGGCUCGGGGGCUGGCGCCGGGGUGGGGGUCCCCCCUCAUCCCUGGGGCUGCCCCUCUCCUGAGCGCCCGUUCUUGUCUCGGCCGCCCCCUUCCCCGUGCCGAGAUGGAGUUUGACUCGUACCAGCAUUACUUCUACGAUCACGACGCCCAGGAGGAUUUCCACCGCUCCACGGCGCCCAGCGAGGACAUCUGGAAGAAGUUCGAGCUGGUCCCCACGCCCCCGCUGUCCCCGCUGGGCACCCCCGGGGAGAAGGGAGGCUGCUCGGCGGCGGAGGAGCGCCCGGGAUGGCUCUCCCGGUACUGCCUCGCCGGGGAAGAGCCGGAGUAUCUCAUAGGGACGGGGCAGAUCUUCGGGAACCUGAGCGCUUUCAUCCUCAAGGAUUGCAUGUGGAGCGGUUUUUCGGCGCGGGAGAGACUGGAGAAGGCGAUGACAGAGAAACUUUCCACGGGCACGCAGAGAGCCACCCCGCACAAACCGUCCUUCGCGCAGGAUUUUGGGUUCAGCAGCUCCGUCAGCGAGUGCGUGGAUCCUGCUGCCGUGUUCCUUUGCCCGCUGGCCGAGAGCAAGAUCCCCGCAUCCUCGGGAUCCGAGGGCCAGAGCGAUUCCGAAGGUGAAGAGAUUGACGUGGUGACCGUGGACAAGAGACAAUCUCUCGGCCUGAGGAAGCCGGUCACCAUCACGCUCCGUGCCGACCCCCUGGACCCCUGCAUGAAGCGCUUCCACAUCUCUGUCCACCAGCAGCAGCACAACUACGCCGCCCGCUCGCCGCCAGACUCCUGUCCCCAGCCCGAGUCACCCCAGCAGGACCAGGAGGAGGACGAGCCACCCAGCGCUGUGGAGCCGGCCCCUGCCGUGACCCCGCCUGAGCCUGGCUUGCCAAAACCCAGCAGCAACCCCGGCUCGGACAGCGAGGACCUGGCCAAGAGGAAAAACCACAACUUCCUGGAGCGCAAGCGGCGCAACGACCUGCGCUCGCGCUUCCUGGCCCUGCGGGACCAGGUGCCCGGGCUCGCCAGCUGCCCCAAGACCCCCAAAGUGGUGAUCCUGAGCAAAUCCUCCGAGUACCUGCAGUCCCUCAUCAGCGCCGAGAGGAGGAUGGCGGCCGAGAAGCGGCAGCUGCAGCUGCGCCAGACCCAGCUGCUCAAACGGAUUGCUCACCUUAAGGGGCACUAGCACCCGGUGUGCCCCCCACCCUGGUCCCCACAAACCCCCAGCUCCUUCUCAAUUUGCACAUUUUUUUUAUUUUUUGGUUGCUUGUCGAACUGUUGGCCCCCGGGGGCUGGAGCACGUGGCAGUGGCUGUGGGAAUGGGUCCGGAGCAGAGACCCCAAUGGCAUCACCCACCUGGGGUUGGUUCCUGGCACUGGGUAUUCCAAAAUUUGCCUUGUCCCGGCUGUGAAGCUUCCUUAGUGACUGCUCCAGUUCAAGAGCUCAAAUUUAUUGCCCCUCCCCAGCAGCCCCUGCACCCCUCUCUGCCAUUUGCCACCGACAGCAUCGCUGGGAGCUACCCCUGGGCAUCCACCUCGCCCUAAAAAUCCCAAGCAGCCACAUCUGCCUCGGCCCCUGGAAGCAGGCAGGCUCAGAGCCCAGCACGGGGCUCACCUCUGGAUAGAUCCAUGGAGGUGGUGAUGGCAGGAUGUGCCUCUCACUGGGAUGAACAGCACCCCGUGGGCAAUCCCCUUGCUCGGCUGGACCGUACCUCACUUCCUCGUGUCACUUCACGCAGUAGCUGGUCCUGGAUUUUAUGUUCUAGAAACUGCUGCUGUAACUGCGAGUCUUAUACUGGAGCCUGUGUUUUUAUACUGUAUUUUUGUACCACUUUUUGAGAAGUAUUGGUAAAGAGUUUGCUUUUUUAUAUACAUAUAUAAAUAUAUAAAAACUUUUUUUUUUAAGGGGGAUUUCCUGCUGUGGGGGAGGGCUCAGUCCUGCUGCACUUUAGGGAGAUCAGGAAGGGGCUGGCUCCUGCUGGACCCUUGAGCUGAGUCCUCGCAGAGGCCAUUCACCCCUUUGCAGCUCUCCAAACUGCCCAUUUGCAAUAACAGGGAAUUUUAUCCCUUUUCCCAUCUUUGUGACCCCUUUUCCCACCCUUGUGGGCUCUCCUUCCAGCAGCCACUUAAAAUCCCCAGCGAAGCUUUGGGUUUUGCAGGGGGCUGCUCUGCCUUCCCUGUCUGUGCCCUCCUGCUGCCCUGUCUGUGGUAGGGGUGUGUGGGUGGCAGAGUCCCCUGUCCCCUCCCAGGGGUGCUGGCAGGGGUGGUCCUGCAGGAUGGCACCCUGGGGUCCCUGCUGACCUGCUGAGAACCGUUAGAGUUAACACUGGUUGGAUUUAGCACUUUCUUCAUUACCUCAUACUUCAUAAAUAAAUAAGUUUGCAACAGCCUGGGUUGGCUUUUUCCAUGCAGUUGGCUGUGGGUUUCCAUGCAUCACCUUGGUGCUCCUGGGGGGGCUGCUCUGGGUUUUGGGGUAUCCUGGGCAUGAAUAAAAAUUAAUUAAUUAACCUAUUUUGCCCCAGGGCUCAGCUGCACCAAGACUGAGCUCUUUGUCCUGAUUUUCUCCCAGUGCUCGAAGAAGUGGUGGUGGUGGUGGGGCCAGGGAAAUGAAUCACCUGGAUUAUUUUUC
Vidua macroura (Pin-tailed whydah) is the source of this 2714-nucleotide messenger RNA. RefSeq names its product MYCL proto-oncogene, bHLH transcription factor (gene MYCL). The coding region runs from base 202 to 1272 and encodes 356 amino acids. The record is from RefSeq and is a predicted model, not a curated record. Gene Ontology annotation, molecular function: RNA polymerase II cis-regulatory region sequence-specific DNA binding; DNA-binding transcription factor activity, RNA polymerase II-specific; protein dimerization activity. The transcript is spliced from 2 exons. Gene Ontology annotation, biological process: regulation of transcription by RNA polymerase II. NCBI's taxonomy places the organism in Eukaryota, Metazoa, Chordata, Aves, Passeriformes, Viduidae.